This is a messenger RNA of Didymella exigua CBS 183.55, 2607 nucleotides long. RefSeq lists its product as uncharacterized. The transcript has a single exon. The annotation marks the transcript as partial. Lineage: Eukaryota; Fungi; Ascomycota; Dothideomycetes; Pleosporales; Didymellaceae. The record is from RefSeq and is a predicted model, not a curated record.
UGGCCGUUUGGGCGCAGAAGCGGACGAGCCGCUAAAUUAAAAGAGGGUCGCUCCGCGGUUGCAGCCAGGGGCGGGCCUGUCGCAGAGCAAACGGUCGCGACUCCGGGUCAGGGCAGCGAUGGCAACGAUGGCCUGCAACAAAGGUCCAGUCAACGCAGCGGACGCCGGCGCCGGAGGAGUUCGCGCUCCACAGCGUCUCUGCACGACGUCGAGAAGAAUCCUUUCAGCGACCCACCGCUCGACCCUGGCCUCGCGAAAGAGGCGCGUCUGCUCAACCCAAACUCAAGUGCUGAAGACAUCACCGCCCUCCCACACCAGCGCCGCCUCGCCUACAGCCCACACCUGCGACCUGUCACGCAAGACUUCUCCGGCGUGCCCUACAACCUCCACCAUCCCUCGCACACGAGCCUGCGCACGGCAAAAGAGCGGGGAAAGCUACAGCGACCCCAGUCAUUGCGCAGGGGUCCUCCCAACGAAACAUCCCUGAUCCGCCGCAAGUCUAGCAAGAGGCGGAAAGAGCAUGAUCACAUCCGAGAAGAGAAGAUUCGCGCGAUGACUCUGCCAAUGCCGCAGAAACGACCUGCCGGCAACUCUGGCGGCAUGCUGCGUCGAGACAGCAAGAAGAUCAAAGGCGGCCUUAAUGCCCGCUUCGAACGCCCGGAGUCCAACGUUUCGCUGCCCCUCGAAGACUCGAUACACUCGUCCAUGUCCGGCAAUUCCGAAAUACAUGCCUUCCGCGUCAGCGCCCUCGACUUCUUCGCACCACGACCGACCAUCCGCUUCUCCGUUGGCUCGCAAUACUACUACGGUGGCGACCGCACGUCACCGACCGUACGUCUAGAAAGAGGUAACUCGAGGAGGGAAAGGAGGCCCACGAGCUCGAAAGAAAACGAGCAAUGGAAGAGGACAAGCAGAAUCGACGACCUCGCUGACGAACUCGAUGCCGGUGCACUACGGGAGAUUCUCGACAGAGACCAGAGACGUCGGGACAAGAAGGCUACCGCUGACCAAGAGCGACUUCGUCAUCGACUCGAACGACGUGCGGAGAAACAGAAUGCUGCCGGAGGUACACCACCAGUUCCUACUCGGACUGGCGCUGUCAGAGCGCUCGGACUUGGUAUUGAGAAGGGGAACGAGGAGCCUGCGCAAGAGACAACAGUGCCGAUGGAGGAUGUCCGUCCAGCGACGCCAUCAACGCCGCCAUGGCUGCGUCCACUCACUCCACCAACAAUGCACCGACUCAAGACCCUUGAGCCCCUCGCUCCCGCCGCCAACGAUAACAGCCAACUGCCCACACCGAUCGAAACACCGAUGGAGGACAUGAUCAUUUCGGACGCUCAGGCUAUCCGCUACUCGCGGGGCAAUAUCGCCGGUUCCGUUCACACCCGUGGGCCAUCGAACGUCUCCAUGAUGCCAGAGCUGCUCUCUAAAAGGCUGACCGAGGAGUCGCCCUUCGAGACAGUCGAACACGCGACCCAUUAUGAUCCUACAAGAAGUGGAUCGCUACAUCCUGUCGAGACCAUCGACACAACGGCAUCGAACAAAGGCUCGAGCUUCCGCAGACGUAGCUCGGACGGUCGACGAAUGAGUGCAUUUGCGUCCUUCUUCCGACGAGGCAAGCGAAGCUCCCAGGAGCCAGGCCGUGCCACCCCCUCAGAAGCUUCCUUCUCGAACACGUCGCGAGAGUCCAUGUCCCGCCAGCCACUCCCAGCUCAUCUGGUGGCGACCGUACCGACCGCGCCGAUCCAGAUCCAGAGGCCGUCCACCGUCCCCCGCCGUACCAUGUCCAAAUUUAGGGAAGAUUUGCCUGAGUUCCCUAUAUCGCCACCCGACUCCCGGGUGGCAUCGCCAGAAGCAACCUCGACAAGCGCGAUCGCUGCACGUCGUCGAACUCACAAUCCAGAAAACAUACGUGUGGGCUCACUUGGAUUGGCAGCCAAUGCUCGCUCGGACUCUCCUGUUAGCCCUGGUCUACCGAUUGGCAACAAGAUGUCACAAUCACUGGCAUCAGUUGACUCUGAGGGAUCGUGGCUAUCUGGAAAGCCUGUGAAGCGCGUCUCGAACAAAUCGAUGAUGCGGUCGAGCAUCGCCUCCUCAGCUGUCCAACAGAAUCCCGAGUUCAACAAUUCAUUUGAAGAGCUGGGAAUGGCAGAUGACGAAUACUUCAAACGACUUACGCCUCAAUCAGAUGAGCUACGUCGAGUGAACCUGCCGAGCGAUCUGCUGGGAAGGAAAGCCAGCAGCACUGCCAUGGCUACCCUCGACGCUGCCGCCGAGUCUGAUGAGGAGAAUGAGACUACUCCGUCGGCUCGGAGGUCCGAAGAUAGUGAGCACGUCAAGGCCGGUGUUGCACGCCAGCCUACCGUAGUUCACCGAAAUGUCCGCGUCAAGUCUGCAGAAGGCUUGCUCACCAUGUUCGAUGCGGAUGCGCCAUCGCCCGAGGAAUCCCGCAAGACACUCGACAUGGAGCCAGACUCGCCACAAUCAGACGAUUCCGGGGAGCAAGCCACUGUACAACGCGCGAAAAGCGUGGACUUCGGCAAGCACCACGUGCGGCACCUCAGUGCCGGCUCGGCCAAGCUAUUAGACAUAAAGCGAUCAAGCACA